CAAGGGCUUGAAAUGGUUCAAUUUUUGCCGACAAACCCGGCAGUCACUUGUGACCCGAGCUGGAUAUUCUCCCCUGUGUUCUCGUUCCUUUGAAGAAAGAAUCUGAUCUGAAUUGUCGCCUCCGCAUAUUUCCCCGCACGGCGCUACUCAGUGAAAAGCUGGGGUAUCGUGUAAAUGGUUCGACAGCAGUAACCCGGAUUCUUUGCUAAUUGGCGAAGACCCCACCAUUUUCUCGCCAGAUCCGAUGGCAACCAGGCGAAGGCGAUGAGCGACAGACCGCAAGACUCUCAUUCAUAUAUCUUACGAAGUUGUCCGUUUGUCUUUCGAGUUUGUUGGUUGCUAAAUGGCCUCGGAUUUCAUUCCUGCGCGAACCAACUUUAUAAUUCCUGAUACAGGCCUUCAACAUCAUGGGUGGAUUCCGUGCCGUUGAAGAUCGGCCAACGCCGAAAGAAGUGUACAAUUGGCGGCUGUAUACCGAAGCUGCAAUCAUUGCGACAGGUUCUCUUCUCUUUGGCUAUGACGGUGCAUUCGUUGGGACGACAAUCGCCCGCGCCAGUUUCAAAAAAGACUUUAAUAUUUCGCCGGCCGAUGCCAACAGCAUCUCCAGUAAUAUCACGUCUGCGUUCCAGGCGGGAGCCUUUUUCGGUGCCAUUUUUUGCUUCUUUAUUACGGAAAAGGUAGGCCGGAAAUGGGCAUUGUUCAUCUCCAACGUCGUAUUUCUCAUUGGCGCGGUCAUUAUGACUGCAGCUACGCGUUCACUCGGCAACAUUUAUGCUGGUCGAGUUCUCACCGGUCUUGCCUGUGGCGGAAUCACCGCGACCGUUCCAAGUUAUAUCGCUGAGCUUUCGAUUCCUUCUAUCCGUGGUAUACUCACUGGUCUCUUCGAAAUCGCAUAUCAAAUCGGGUCGGUGAUUGGCUUUUGGAUCAACUAUGGAAUCAACCAGAACAUGGAUGUAAACUCAACCGCUUCGUGGCGCAUCCCUAUGGCUAUCCAAAUCGUUCCAUGUGGUAUGCUACUGAUUGGAGGGGUAUUUCUUCACGAGAGUCCUCUUUGGCUCUUUCGAAAAGAUAGAGCGGAAGAUGGAACCAAGACACUGGAAGGAAUUCGUCAUCUUUCUCGAGAUCACGAGUACUUGAAAGAAGAUAUACAAAUGAUUCAAGGCCGUCUGGUAGAAGAAAACAACAUUGCGAGCAGAUAUGGAACUGGGUCGUGGGCACUCUUCCGUGGAGCCCUUUACGAACUAUCAAGGAAGGGGAUGCGAAACCGUAUCAUUCUGGUCUUUUGCUCCUUUGCGCUACAAAAUAUGUCUGGAGCCGCAGCCAUCAACUAUUAUUCACCAACGCUUUUCGCUUCGCUCGGAAUCCAAGAUGUCUCUCUAUACACUGGCAUCUACGGCCUUGUCAAAGCAAUCGCUUCAAUCCUGUUCUACGUCUUUUUGAUCGAUAUAUGGGGUCGCCGACACCCAACCAUUAUCUCCUCUAUCGCUUGUUCGCUCUGCCUCUGGAUCAUCGGUGCAUACGUCAAAAUCGGGCACCCAGCCGACAUCAUCAAAGCUGGACAUGAGCUUUCACCAUCCACAGCGGCUGGUGGCAAAGCUGCAACUGGCAUGAUCAUGAUAUACUCAGUCUUCUGGUCAUUUGGUCUUAACGGUAUACCUUGGAUCGUUGCCGCCGAAAUCUUCCCAGGCGCCCUACGUAACUUUUCUGGAACAUGGGCAGCGCUCUGCCAAUGGCUCACCCAAUUCGUUAUUACCAAGGCGCUACCCUACAUUUUCACCUCGCUGGGCUAUGGUACCUGGUUCUUCUUCGCCUCUUGGAUGUUGCUUGCAACCAUUUGGGCCUUUUUCUUUCUGCCAGAAACAAAGGGCAAGACUUUGGAUGAGAUCGACAUUAUCUUCGGGUAUACGGAAGAUAGAAGGGAGUUCUUCCCAGGCCAAUCAAAUGGUGAUGUCAUCAAGGAAGAUGCAGAGGUAUUCACAAAGGACUAACCCAUCCAUAAUUGAUGCGCUCUUUCAUUAUUUUAGUCUAUUGCAUUAAUAUUUAAUGAUCAAGAAUGUCUUGUCGUAUCUGG
Trichoderma harzianum CBS 226.95 is the source of this 2071-nucleotide messenger RNA. RefSeq lists its product as hypothetical. The coding region runs from base 408 to 1988 and encodes 526 amino acids. Gene Ontology annotation, biological process: transmembrane transport; carbohydrate transport. The transcript has 10 exons. The record is from RefSeq and is a predicted model, not a curated record. Gene Ontology annotation, cellular component: membrane. Gene Ontology annotation, molecular function: carbohydrate:proton symporter activity. Lineage: Eukaryota; Fungi; Ascomycota; Sordariomycetes; Hypocreales; Hypocreaceae.